This is a messenger RNA of Echinostoma caproni, 4713 nucleotides long. NCBI's taxonomy places the organism in Eukaryota, Metazoa, Platyhelminthes, Trematoda, Plagiorchiida, Echinostomatidae. The record is from the annotation of a GenBank genome assembly.
AUGGAAUUAGCUUUUGGAAAACUGGGAGCUGUGAUCAAUAGAUACAUACAGCGGACAGAUACUGAGGAGAAAGUACCGCUUGCCGAGAAAUUUCGGCGUUUCUGGAAAACAUUGACCAAACCACAUUCCACAUCCACACAGUCAGCAGGAGUAUCUCUCAACUCAUACGGAAUGGCCGGUAGUGUCGCCAAACAUCCGGUGAGCAAAUCAGCAUCUAUGUCCGUGACAGGACCAUCAAACCCGGUUGGAUUAAUCACCCCAUCCACUGAAACGGUAGCUGAUACAACCAUCCUAUUUUCUCGUGUAAUGGAAUUCUCUAAAGAGCGAAGGGGUAAAAAUGAACCACCAAGAUUUGAGGGAAGCUUGGAGAAAGAAUAUCGAGUUACGGCAAGUACCGUGUGUGAAGAAGAUCAGAUCGCUGAUGGAGACGAGAAUGCAGUCUUGCUCUCUUGUUUUGUUCAAACCAAUGUACAGGAUGUGGUCUUCUUAUGGAUGAAGGAUAGCAAUGAAAUCUAUCCGACUGAUCGGUUUCUAAUUUUGAGUCAGUCACGAGCCACGCUGCUUCGCAUCAACUACCCGCGACUAUCUGAUUCUGGAGUGUAUUCCUGUGUGGCAGCUAAUCCUGAGGGGCGAUGUGAAACUGUGACUAACCUCAUUGUUGAGCCAGCAGUGACCGAAACCAAUACCUCUGAAGAAUUAUCCGACCCCAUCCCACCGAUGUUUGAUAUCACCUUGACCGAAUCGCGCGAUACACAAACAAUGAACCGAACUACAAGGUGUUCUUCUUUACUAGUGAGUGAUAAUCGUCGAAGCAAACGGUUUCGCGAUAGCGAGGCUAUUACUGAUCGUCUAAACCGUCUGGCUACAGAGAAGAGCUCAGACUUAACCUCACCUCUGACUGCACCUCCGACAGCAGAUAAACCGGGACGUUCCAACUCCAGUUCCUCAUCUCCGCCGGACACCCCGGAAGAAGACAACGGGGAAGGCUACACAACAAGCAGUUCAGAUUCAGAAAGCCAGACAGAUAUUCGAGCCUUGCCAGAAUGUGACCAGCCACCACUUAGUCCACAGACCCUCGUACCCAACACUGCGGAUGAUGUUCCGGUCAAAUCUUCCCUUCUUAAUCAAUCCACACCACGAGAGAAGAAAAACAUGAUUGCAAGUGAAAAAGUGAAAACAUUCAGUUCACAAUGGAGCCAACAAAAUAGCGAAUCAGUGCAAGAAGACUCAAAGAGAAAUGAGAUAACAGAAAGUCUGGUAAAAUUCCCACGACCCAAGUCUGUUGUGGGAUCUAAUUGUAUUGACCAGGGGGAGUCACAGUCCGCGAUGACAAACUCCACGCAGUUUGAGAAUCGACGUGCCGGAGUGCAGUUCUCCUCAGCACGUGAUUCCACUGGUCAAGCCGGACAAAGAGUUCGGAAAAUGGCUGCUGCAUUUGAACUCUCGCAAUCAACAGCAACAACGAACCAGUCACCGAGACGAUGCUCGAAUUCGGAUAGAUCAGGUGUAAAAUCCCAGAACGUGCAUCUCAGUGGUUUAUCGUCUGAGAUUAUUGAGCCUAGUCGCCCUGCUUCGCUUCGUUUCAACAAUACAUCCACGAAUAUGGGCUCCCCGAAAUAUCGGAGUACAACUGAACAAAGGAAGGCUCACGUUAAGUCACCUCGUGAUAAGAAUUCAAACCAAUCCGAAAAAACAGUUCACGACUCCGUCCUAUUCAUGGCUCGGAAUGAGACUGCAGUGGAUGAAGUAAUUCCAUGCAGUAUUCAACCCGAUCAGGAGAACGACUUAUUAUUACUCUUCCCGGUCACUCCGCUAUCGGUGAAUGCCCCCAUUUCAGCCGGCCUCCGUCAAUCUCUCAUAGAUAUCUCACUAAUCGAGGAUACCCAAGUGCGUUUAUCAGCCGUGAAUGGGAACAAACAAUUGCCUCUAACCAGUUCUCUGCCAUCAGUUCCAAAACGACAAAGUUUACCCGGUACCAUAGAAUCUACUCCACUCGCUUCAAACACUAAACAGUCCGAAGUAGCAGAAAAUUCACCACCAAGAGACUGGGUCAAACGUUUAGCAGCCUUUUUCCAGCGACGUCCCACACAGUUCAAGGAAUCGCCAAAGACGCACUCUCUCAAGAUGCAAUGUGAAGGGGACUCAGGGCCUAAAGUACUGGGAGCCGAUCAUCAGCCGUGGAUUAGCACCAAUCCCCCUAGUUUUAUUUCAUCCAAAGGAGGAAUGAAAGAAAACAAUAUGGAGGGUGGGUGUGAGAAGACAAAAUCGGCCGUGGGACCCCGAACAGGUGGCCAUAAGGAUAUUAAGGGAACAACAUCAACCCAGCUAUCACCAACCAGUUAUCCUGUACCACCCCGAAUUGAGAUCAAUUCUACUAAUAUAAAUAAUAAUCAUACUAAUGAUCCGGAAGUCAACCCACUAAGCGCUAGAGUAGGAUAUGUGAAACAAACAGUACAUCAGUUGGAAAGACAAGUGACUCCGCCAAUCAGUCCAAAGACCCCAGAGUAUUACCAAACGAAACAGUUAUCGGUACCCAGUGUUGCAUCUCCUAUCCAACGGACAAUGCCGAAACCAAACAAUUCGAAAAAGUUGACAAAACCAGAGGAAGUGAGAAAAGUUAAACGAAGAUCUUUCAUCGAUCUGCCUGAUUCGGCUCAAGGAAACGAAUCACUUAGGGGUAUGAAUAAAAGUACCCUACAAAUGAAUGUCGUACUGAUAAAUCGAGCGGAGGAAAUAGAAGUCAGACAGUCUCCUGUCGGAAUGCGAAGAGCAGAACAGAUUUUGAAUCCAUCUAACAAUGACACUAAUGAGAGAGCCCAGGUAACAAUUACCAGGCGACCGGCAUUAGCCCCGUCACUGUUGCAAAACAAUGUGCAGCGGAUUGCUAGCAACAAUAAUGAUGAAAAGCCUUCAGAAACGGUUGCAUCGAAAUAUAUACCGAGUAACAAUGUUGAGACCAAAUCCACGACAGCACUGAAACAAGCUAAUCAAACAAGUGGGAGUUCGCUCGAGCCCAAUGUCAGCAUUACAAGAAGUUAUUCUAUCGUGUCCCCUCGAUGGACGAAUUCAGGUGAAAUCACUACUGGCACAAACACCACAAGAUCAGAUGAAGUGGACCGUAAUACUCAAUCCCUGAAAAAAGAAACUACAGAAACUGGUAGUCAUACUGUCAGAUCAACAGUCUUCACUAGCACCACACAGUUCGGCAAAAACUCGUCAAGUACCACCGCAAUGAGUACCUCUUUGAACAAGAACGCAGACGCAGUCACAGGUGAUAAUAUCAAUGAAACCAACAAUAUUACCACCAACCGCAUCACUCCAACAGAAGAAACAAUCCCAACCACCAUCAGCAUCACUUCGACUGUCAAAGCCCAUAUCACCACCCCUAUCGCCAACAACACUGCUUCAGCAAACAAGACAGCUACCACAACCAAGAUCUACCCAACACCGAGUCCCAAAGUUACUACCAACCUAUUGUGCAGUAACGCCAAACGCAAUGAGACCGUCAACACCCCAGUAAGUCGGACUACAACCAACAUCACUGAAAAUAACUUUGACCUCAUGGGCACCAAACACAAUAUGGAUAGCAGCGGUUUGAUUGCUGCAUCUACUGUGUGGAAUAAACCUAUGGAUUUCACUAUCGAUAAUCCAAAACUACCUCCGAUUCCGCCUCCUCACCAUCCUGGUUCAAGCACGGCCAUCGCCAUGUCAACUAGGAUGGAAACUACACGUCCUGGACAAUUGGUGUCAUCGGAAAAAACAAAAAAAAGCAGUCCAGUACAAGCGGAAAGUACUUCGCUUGUCAUGCAAAACAAACCAAAAUCUCAAGAGGAAAUCACACCAAAACUUCAAUCCACACCAUCACAACUGUUGCCAAUUGCGAAAUUGAUGGAAACGUGUGAACGCCAAGAAGUGAGACGCGUGAAUCUUGAGGAAAUGCGGGCAUCAGUAUUAAAACUACCGCAAGUACCCUUGUUGGAAGAAGAUGAAGAAGCCAAUGGUGAGUGAAAGUUUGGGCGUGUAGUCACAUGCAAAGAGAAAACAACUGGCAAACUGUACGCGUUAAAAACAUUCCGCUCAACGAGACUGGCCCGACAUAACGGUGAACUGAUGGAGGUGGCUGUUCUCCGAGCUGUGGGUAAACAUCCCCAGAUAGCAUUUAUGCAUGCCGCUUAUGAAAAUGGAUCUCAGUGUACCAUUGUAACAGAACUUGUUUCCGGUGGCGCGUUGUACCAACGCAUUCAGGAAGAAGGUACCUUGGAUGAAGCAAUCACAGUGCGUAUUAUUCGCCAAGUGCUACUUGGUCUACGGCAUUUACAAACAUGCCAAGUUUUACAUUGUGACUUAAAACCAGAAAAUCUCGUUAUGCGUAAACCGCGAGGAUACGAGUUGAAAAUUAUAGAUUUCGGUCUAGCAUGUUUCUACAAACCACCCCAAGCACCUCGACCGCCAGCUGGGACAUUGAAUUACUUGGCCCCAGAGACACAGAAUUAUGAUCCACAAUCAUAUGCUACCGAUCUUUGGAGUGUUGCCGUAAUCGCAUAUGAAAUGCAGCUAUCCAGUCGCGAGAUCCUCCUGAACAUCACGAAAGUUCGCUACAAUUUCAAUGAUGAAGGUAUCGUUGAUGCUUCAAAGGAGGCGAAAGAUUUCAUCAAACGAAUUCUCGUGCGAGAUCCAAAGUACGUUGCGCUAAAUCGGUUAUUUUGCAAAUGA